AUGAUUACUGUAAUCGCAGGACUUGCGUUCCUUUCGAAUGCCUUCGCUUAUCACGAUCCGGACCUCAACUACCAUUUGAGCCAAGUGCAAACCAUACAAGGUUGCGGUGACUCAGGCUACUCGUACCCCGCACCAGCUAUUCAACUAACGGCGAAUGUGCAGCCAACGAACGCCCCAAGACUCAUACAGCCCGUACAAGCACCAGUUACAUAUGCGAAUAACAAGGGAUUCACACAAUUCUUUGAACCGGCGCAACUUUCAUACCAAUCCCAGCCGUCAUAUAGGGGAGCGCAGAGUUUUGAAUCAUAUAGCGUAUCCCAAGCAGAACAACACGGUUACGCUACGUCUGAAGGCUUGUCUGCAGCAGCUCAGAGAACUGUUACUCCAUUAGCCACAUACGCACAAGCGCCGAUAAUAGCAAAAAUAACAGCAGCACCGCUGCAUGCCAAGUAUUCCGUGGCGCCUGUGAAAAGCUACGUAUCACAAAAUCUCUUCGCCCAGGCUACUGGCUCGCUCGCGAAGGCAUCUUUAAAUUCCUACAACAGCAUCGAGUCAUCAGGAUCUGUAGUGUCGCAAGUGAUUGCUCCUCAGAGUGUACGUUAUGCUACUGCACCAACUUUAAGACUCCAGAACAAUCCAACGGUGUAUACAUCAGCGUCUAAUCAGUAUAAUCAGGAAUCCUUUGCGACCACAUACAAUCAGUACAGCCAAGCGUCGGCGGCGAGAGCUGCGUAUGCGCCGGCUGUAGCUCAAUAUUCUGUCAGUCACACUCCAGUUCAAUAUUCAGCGCCCGCUGUGCAAUACUCGCCACCAGAUGUUCAGUACCAGCCAGUUGUACAAUACUCUGACCCAGCACCAGCCCCAGUGAUAACUCAGCAUGCUCCAGUGAUUGUUCAGCAUAGUCCAGUUGUAAGCCAAAGUGCUCAAAACAUUCAUUCCUCAAGACCCGUGCACAAUUUGUACAAAGUUGUACAACGUCUUGCGCCGGUCGUAUCACACCCUCCCGCGGUUGCCGUCUCUCCUGUGAGGAUAUCAUCAUCUGCUCAUUCUUCAAAGAACGUGCACAAGGAGUUCUUGGAGAACUAUUUGUACACCAUGGACAGGUUUGGUGACAUCGAUAUCUUGAUUAUUGAAUGA
Messenger RNA from Leptosia nina, 1137 nucleotides. The record is from the annotation of a GenBank genome assembly. NCBI's taxonomy places the organism in Eukaryota, Metazoa, Arthropoda, Insecta, Lepidoptera, Pieridae.